Messenger RNA from Asparagus officinalis (garden asparagus), 1246 nucleotides. RefSeq lists its product as uncharacterized. Gene Ontology annotation, molecular function: ubiquitin protein ligase activity. Gene Ontology annotation, biological process: protein ubiquitination. The record is from RefSeq and is a predicted model, not a curated record. Lineage: Eukaryota; Viridiplantae; Streptophyta; Magnoliopsida; Asparagales; Asparagaceae. Bases 167 to 895 code for a protein of 242 amino acids. The transcript has 5 exons.
CGUCAUGUCCUUUUCCCCCUCUUCUUCAAGGCAACGAAGAGAGAGAGAGAGAGAGAAGAGAGAGAGAGAGGAGAGAGGAAUUAGGGUUUUGGGAGAAGGGGACUCGGGGUUUUGAAUUGGGGAAAUUUUGGAUGAAAUUUCAUUGGUUACGCUGCUUUCGCCAAGGAUGAGGAGGUCGUUCAAGGAUUCGCUCAAAGCUCUGGAAGCCGAUAUCCAGCACGCUAAUACCCUGGCUUCGGAUUUCCCGCGGGAAUAUGACGGUGCUUGUCUUCAAAUGCGUAUAUCAUACAGCCCAGCUGCCCAAAUCUUUCUGUUUCUGGUCCAGUGGACAGACUGUAGCCUCGCGGGGGCUCUGGGUUUGAUGAGGAUCUUAAUGUAUAAGGUUUAUGUCGACGGAAGAACGACCAUGUCAAUCUAUGAAAGAAAAGCGAGCAUCAAGGAGUUUUAUGCUGUCAUUUUCCCCUCCCUGAUGCAACUGCACAAGGGGAUAACUGAUACGGAAGAUAAAAAACAAAAAGCAGUGUGCAUGGAAAGGUACAGAAGGAGGGACGGUGGUGAUAUGAGGCUACCAUCCGAUGUAGAUGAUGAGAGUGAAGAAGAAUGCGGGAUCUGCAUGGAAGUGAACAGCAAGGUUGUGCUACCCAACUGCAGCCAUGCCAUGUGCAUGAAAUGCUAUCGUGAAUGGCACUCAAGAUCACAGUCAUGUCCAUUCUGUCGUGAUAGCCUCAAGAGAGUAAACUCUGGCGACUUAUGGAUGUUUACAGACAACAGAGACAUUGUAGAUAUGUCAACCGUGUCGAGAGAAAACCUGAGGUGCCUCUUCAUGUAUAUAGAUAAGCUCCCUCUUAUAAUUCCCAAUUCUGUCUUUGAUGCCUACGAUUCUUAUGUCAAGUAACUUAUGGUACUGUGGUCCUUGCUGCUGCUUCUCAUAGCUUUGAUCAUUCUUUCAGUUAAAGAGUCAUAACUCUGGCUGAUUGAUCGAUUUAAGUGUGCCUACGAUUUCUGUUGCUUCUAGUUUAGCUUAAGAAUUCAGGGAAGUGUGGUCUGUAUAUUUGGGCAAGGGCUAUUGUAAAUGUUUGUAUAGUUUUUGUAGUUCCAUGUUAUGGUGCCAAAGUCUCUGUUUAACCUGAUCGAUGUAUAUUUGUAGAGUUCGUUACAUUUCUGGACUUUAUUGUGUACUGUGUAUGAUGUUUCUUUGAUGUUUUGGCAUCUCAAAUUAGAGAAACUAGCUGAUGGAUUGCGUCCA